AUGUCAAGAAGAAGGCAACGUAAAGUUCAACAACAAUCAUCAACCUCACUUUUAAAAGAAACAAAAGAGAAUGAUGAUCAUAUUUCCUCCAUAACUCAACUGUGGACGUUACCUAGAACAACCUUAUUAUUAAUCACACCAAUUUUAACCUCAACAACUCUUCAAAUAUCUCCACGAUAUAUUGAACCGGUUUACGGAAAUGUAUUCUCAUCAAUUUACUUUCUUCAAACAGCUUUUGCUUCAAUACUUUUGGGAAUUUCAAUUGGAAUUGGAUUUGUAAUUAAAUCGAAGGAGAAUUCUCCUACAAUUAAAGAUCAAAAAUUAGCAAAAACUUUAAUAUUCGGAAUUGAUUUGUGCGGAAUUAUACUUGCUUUAUCUCCAUUAAACAUUAAAAUGUUGUUUGGACUUAGUGAUAUGCUUGGACCAUAUAUUGGACCUCACGUAACACAACUUGGAUUGGCCUAUCCAACAAUGUUUUUAUUAGGAUUUCUUAAUACAAUUGCUUGUGCUAGUUUAUCAAGAGAACAAAACCUUCCGGUUCUAAGAUGGGUUUCCUACAUUGCUAUGCAUAUUACUAUAACUAAAACAUUAACUUAUGUUCUUUAUAAUGUUGUGGAUAUUGGCCAAACCUGUCAUAGAUUAUGUUAUUCGGGUUUAAUAAUGGCUUUAAUCGGUACUCUCUUUAAAUUUUUAUUGCAAAAUUAUGGUGAAAUUAAUUUAGUCGAAGAUAUUGUUCAAAGACACAAAAUAUUGGUUGAAACAUCUUUAUCUUUUAAACUCCGUUUUGCGAGCUUUUUGUUAUUACCACAAAUCAUUAUUAUAUUACUUGUAAUAUAUAAUGCUAAUUUUAAUCCACAUUGCAAUUCUGGAAUGUUGCAGAAAACGAUUGUAAACGGAACGGAAUAUACAAUCCUCGCACGAAACGAGUCAAUCACCGGAUGGAUUGAAGUAGUUGAGGAAAUAAAACCUCGAAACAUCCGUGUGAUGCGUGUAGGACACUCUUUAAUAGGCGGAAUUUAUAGAGACACAAAUGAUUCGGUAUUUGGAUCUUUUUAUUUUUUAGAAGCUGUAAGGUUAAUAAAAAACAGAAAAAAAUCCGAACAAGAAAGAGCUCUUCAAAUUGGUUUAGGAAUCGGGGUAUCGUCAAAAUCAUUACAGGAUCAUAAUGUUUUAUUGGAUAUUGUAGAAUUGGAUCCUGUAGUUUAUAACUUCGCAGUAAAUUAUUUUGGUCUUGAACCUAAACAUAAUAUUUAUAUUCAAGAUGGUAGAAAAUUCAUAAAUAAUGCACCUUCUCAAUAUUAUGAUUAUGUUUUGCAUGAUGUGUUCACUGGAGGUUCAGUUCCUUCAGUUUUAUUUUCUAUUGAAGCUUUAGAACAGAUUAAGAGAAUUCUUAAAGAGAAUGGUGUUUUGGCUUUGGUCUUUUUUGCUUCAGAUAGAUCGAUUUCUUUUAGAAAUCCCACGUACGAAGAUUUUAUGGAUAGUGCAAUGAGAGAAUACAUGUUGGGAAGUUUUACGCAAUGGUCAGUUGAUUUAACAAAAUUUAAGAAUGUAACUAAUAUUAUUACAGAUUUACGUAAUCCUUUGGAUGAAUUACAACAAUUAUCUGCUUUCGAACAUUGGAAUGUUAUGAGGACUAUAUUUCCUCAAGAAUUUUGGAUUAAUUUUUAA
Funneliformis geosporum is the source of this 1668-nucleotide messenger RNA. The record is from the annotation of a GenBank genome assembly. Lineage: Eukaryota; Fungi; Glomeromycota; Glomeromycetes; Glomerales; Glomeraceae.